Messenger RNA from Periconia digitata, 378 nucleotides. The record is from the annotation of a GenBank genome assembly. Lineage: Eukaryota; Fungi; Ascomycota; Dothideomycetes; Pleosporales; Periconiaceae.
UUGCUCUCCUCUCUCCCUCUCUCUCUCCCUCUCUUCCCCAAGGGUAAUGGACUAAUCAACCCAAUUCAACCCUUCAUAAACGCUCUCUCAAUCUCCUUCUUCAUUGAUCCUUCACCAAUGGCUUAUUCCAGGCUCUUCACACCCCGUGGGUUUGCCUUUCUUUCUGCCUUUUCGUUCGCAGGAGGAUACAUGGCGCUCAAAUCACGCGCAAUGAGCCAAAGGCAAAGGGAUGUUGGAGAUUACAGUGUCACGGUGGAUCGCUCGGGUAUGUCAUUACGUCUCCCCCAUCUUCCACCCGUCUCAUGGUCUGUGUGUCCCUAUGCCUCGUACGUACCUACGUACGUCUGUCUGGACAAGAUGCACUCAACCAUUGACUGA